Chrysemys picta bellii (western painted turtle) is the source of this 2664-nucleotide messenger RNA. Lineage: Eukaryota; Metazoa; Chordata; Testudines; Emydidae. The record is from RefSeq and is a predicted model, not a curated record.
CGCCCAUCUGACGUCAGGCCCCAUAGGCCACGCCCCUUUGGUACUUUCAUUCAAGAUGGUGGCUGGUUCCUUGUGACAGGCUCUGUCCCCCCCCCCGUUGCCUCCCCCCAUGCGGCGCUGCUCGGACUCCUCCUGCCCCGUCACCAAUGGCCUGCGCUUGGAGGGCCCGGUGCCCGUGGAGCUGCCCCGGGGGCCGGCGCCGGACGAGAGCCCCGCAGCCGAGGCGGGCCCAGGCGCCGGCACCGGCACCGUCAAGGUCUAUCUACCCAACCAGCAGCGCACCGUGGUCAACGUGCGGCCGGGAGCCACCGUCUACGAUGCCCUGGACAAAGCGCUGAAGGUGCGAGGGCUGAACCAGGACUGCUGCGCGGUGUACCGGCGCCUGGGCGGACCCAACAAUAACACCCCGGCCCCCGAGAGACCCAACAAUAACACCCCGGCCCCUGAGAGUCCCUACAAUAACACCCUGGACCCCGAGAGACCCUACAAUAACACCCCGGCCCCCGAGAGACCCAACAAUAACACCCCGGCCCCUGAGAGUCCCUACAAUAACACCCUGGACCCCGAGAGACCCAACAAUAACACCCCGGCCCCUGAGAGUCCCUACAAUAACACCCCGGCCCCUGAGAGUCCCUACAAUAACACCCCGGCCCCCGAGAGACCCAACAAUAACACCCCGGCCCCUGAGAGUCCCUACAAUAACACCCCGGCCCCCGAGAGACCCAACAAUAAAUCCCCGUGGUGGCUGUUCCCUGGAUGGUGUCUGUCACUCCUCACCCCCACUUCUCUCCGUCUGUCCCCCCAGGUCCGUAAGACGUUUUUCAGCCUGGCCUUCUGCGACUUCUGCCUCAAGUUCCUGUUCCACGGCUUCCGCUGCCAGACGUGCGGCUACAAAUUCCACCAGCAAUGCAGCAGCCGCGUGCCCAGCAUCUGCCUGGCCCUGGACGCAGCCCACUGCCCGAUUUACAGCCACGACCCCUACCCCGACGUGCAGGGGCAGGAUUCCCCCUCGGCCCGGCCCGGCCUGGCCCCCCUAACGCCGCAGCCCAUCAGCUCCCACCAGCAGUGCCUGAGCCCCGACGCCUUCAGCUUCCCGGACCCCCCCGGCGGGGGGCAGCCCCUCCAGCGCCACCGCUCCACCUCCACCCCCAACGUGCACAUGGUGAGCACGGCCGACCCCGGGGACGCCGCCGCCCGGCAGAUUGCAGCCAUGAGCUUCAUCACAGACGCACCAGCCGGGGGGGAAGGGUUUCCCCCAGAUCCCAGCCCUGCCCAGGAGCCUCCCGGGCGCCGCGAGGCCCCCUCCAAGUCGCCCCCGCAGCCCCCCAAGGAGCGGAAGGGGUCAGCGUCGUCGGCCGAGGACAAGAAGAAGGUGAAGGCCUUGGGCUACCGGGACUCGGGCUACCAGUGGGAGGUGCCCCCGCACGAGGUGAUCCUGCUGCGCCGGGUGGGAGCUGGGUCCUUCGGCACCGUCUACCAGGGCCGCUGGCACGGCCACGUGGCUGUCAAAAUCCUCAAGGUGACGCAGCCCACGGCCCAGCAGGUGCAGGCCUUCAAGAACGAGAUGCAGGUACUCAGGCGGACGCGUCACGUCAACGUGCUGCUGUUCAUGGGGUUCAUGACGCGGCCGAGUUUCGCCAUCAUCACGCAGUGGUGCGAGGGCAGCAGCCUAUACCGGCACCUGCACGUCUGCGAGACCCGGCUGGACGCCCCCGCCCGCACCGAGGUGGCGCGCCAGACGGCCCAGGGCAUGGAUUAUCUUCAUGCCAAGAACAUCAUCCACCGGGACCUGAAAUCCAACAACAUCUUCCUGCACGAGGGGCUGACGGUGAAGAUCGGUGACUUCGGCCUGGCCACGGUGAAGACGCACUGGAGUGGGGCCCGCCGGGUCGAGCAGCCCCGGGGCUCCGUGCUCUGGAUGGCGCCCGAGGUGAUCCGCAUGCAGGACAGCAGCCCCUACAGCUUCCAGUCCGACGUCUACGCCUACGGGGUGGUUCUGUUCGAGCUCACCACGAACAGCCUCCCCUACGGGCACGUCCGCAGCCGCGACCAGAUCCUGUUCAUGGUGGGCCGGGGGUACCUGUCCCCUGACAUGACCCGGGUGCCCAGCACCUGCCCCAAGGCCCUGAAGAGACUCAUGAUGAACUGCCUGAAAUUCAACCGAGACGAGAGACCCCUCUUCCCCAAGAUCCUGGCCACGGUGGAGCAGCUGCAGCGCCUGCUCCCGAAGCUGGAGCGAAGCAUGUCAGAGCCCUCCCUACACCGCGCCUCCCCCCCCGACCCCCGCGGCUCCUCCCCCCCGUCGCCCCUGCGCCCCCUGGCCUAGCCCAGACAGAUGGACACCCCCACCCCGCUGCUCGGAGCCUCCCCCAGCCUGGGACCCCAGCGUCCGGGAGCAACGGUGGGAGAGGGCGGCAAACACACCAAGGGGCUGGGGAGCUUCCCCCCCCGAACCCCAGGGCCACCAUCGCCCCAGAGGAACUUCCAUUGAAUGGAGAUCGAUGUGUGACACCCCCCACCCCGCCCCAGAGGUGGCUGCAUCCCAGCAUCAGCCGCGCCGUCCGUUCAAUGCGGCCGUUCCCGGCUGCCCCGCCCCAGAGGUGGCUGCAUGAACGGCGAGUCGCGGGCUGUUAAAUCUCUAUUUUAAUAUAUCGGUCUCUGGUU